AUGAUGAACCCAAAUGAAGCGCAAGACCACCAUAGGCCAGGGCAAUUGUUCUUGAGGCAGCAAAUUCCGCAGAACACCUUUCCACCAGCGACGGCAGUUUUGGCGCCCUUCCAGCCUCUCCAACCGGCACAAGCAGGCUGCUCUGGCACUGCACCACUGCCUCUAGCUCCCACGCCACCUGAAACACCAGAACCCCAAGAGGCGUCCGAGUCUGGCAAUUCAGGGAAAGCAGGAAGAGGGUACGGAAAAUGGGGAGAAGAAGAGGAGAAGCUUCUUGUGCAGUUAUGGUGUGACAAGCACACGAGGCUAGAGUCGCGGCACGCGAGACAAGUCUGGGAGGAGAUUGCUCAGGAAAUUUCGAAGAUCCGAAAAGUUACCAGUGUCCACUGCCAACGGAAAAUGAAAUACCUUAAAGAUAGGUACAAGGAGGCCAAAGACCACAACCGUCACAAGACUGGGGGCGAAUGAAAAACCUCGCCAUUUUAUGAUGAGAUUGACUCCGUUCUUGGAUGUCGUGACAUCGUGACAUUCAGUCACAUUGAAGAAUCUGCGCCAGGAUCUUCUUCGAGUUGCCCUAAUUCAAAUGGAAAGGAGGGAGGACCAGAAGACGAUGAAGAAUUCAAACAGUCUCUCGCUGCCUUUGGUCUUAAACGAAAGAAGGAAAGGAAGAGUCAACGCGACGAAAGAAGGUGCGCCAAAGGUGCAAAAGCUCCGUGCAAAGAACAAGAAGAAGGGGAUACUCUUUUCCGCAAGAGUAUGAAGAAGUUGCAGAAGCAGGGAGACAAAAUUUCUGGGGUGCUGGAAUCAAUGGAAAGAAAUCAAGCACAGCAGCUCCAGCUCAUGAAUCAAUUUAUGAACAAUUAUAUGCAAGCAAUGCAAUCAUCAAAGGACAAGUAG
Molecule: messenger RNA, 897 nt
Organism: Porites lobata
Lineage: Eukaryota; Metazoa; Cnidaria; Anthozoa; Scleractinia; Poritidae
Source: the annotation of a GenBank genome assembly